AUGUAUCAUGUUACUAGCCCAAAUAGACUUUUUAAGUUAAAAUCUGUAAUAAAUAUUAUAGUUCAUUCGAAAAAAUUACAAACUAUAAGCAACGAUAUUCCUAAAGCAGUGGCCGGCGAUAUUAGAAAAUUACUAAGACAGAAAGGAUUUGCGGUUCAAGAUGGGUUCACGUCCGUUACAAUAAAAUGCACGAUAUGCUCAAAUGAGAAGGAUGAACAAAAGAGAAGCGAAAAUAAACUUUAUAUUAACAAAACAACAGGUUAUUUUUUAUGUCCUAAGUGCAAUGUUCAUGGAGACUGGAAUAUCCUCGAGAGAUUAAUAAAGAAAACAAGACUAGAGGGCACAACCAAAGAAUAUAUUGAAAACUUAACUAAAAAAGUGAUAAAUUUUCAAGCAGCUUGGCAAAGUGUUCUUGACGAAACAAAAUCAGUUCAAAAUUUAAGUGAUACAGAGUUAUUGGAUCUCUUUAGAUUAUUUGAAUUUCCAUACCAUCAUGAGGCAGGCAAAGUUUUAUCAGAGACAAGAGUAUCAAUGGAUCAAACAGUAUUAUAUUUUCCUUUAAAAAACUCAUUAGACAAUGUAGUUGGCUACCGCAAGCUUCAAGCAGGAAGGGAAGAAGACGUAGAAAGCCAUGGUUUUUACGCAGCAGGAUUGUUUUACUGUAGAGCUAUGAAAGUUAAUCGUACUGACCAGGCCUUACUUGUGCCUAGUAUACAGGAUGUACUACAUUUGGCAGCAAGUAAAAUUCCUGGUACCCUCAUUUGGCUAAGCAACUGUAGUCUCCCUCCGUCAUUAUUGCCGAGUCUUGAGGGUUACCAGAGGUUGUGCCUUUGGGGCGAUUGGGACAACAUGCGGGUUGUCGCAGAAAAGCUUGGAGAAGAAAGAUGUCGAUUUGUAAGACCUACAGAUGGUUUGGUAACGGCAACCGAAGCGGCGACUGCUGAUCUUUCCCUGAAGACUCUAGUGUCAGAAGCGAAACCAGCGGCACAUAGAUCCAUUACCACUUUUGCAGCACUAAGAGACGACGUAUACUCAGAACUCACUAACAUUGAUAAGGUCAGAGGUGUAAAAUGGCGACGUUUUCCAGCUCUCACUCGUCUCUUGGGUGGUCACAGGCGCGGUGAACUGACAGUAUUGACUGGCCCCACCGGCUGCGGGAAGACUACGCUUUGUGCUGAGAUGUCCCUAGACCUCGCGCAGCAAGGGGUAACAACUUUAUGGGGUAGCUUCGAGAUACGCAACUUUCGUUUAGCUAGAACGAUGCUACAGCAAUUCGCCGGCGUAUCGCUUGAGCAGAAUUUGCAAGAUUUCGCCAAGUUUGCAGACGAUUUCCAGAAACUACCAAUCUACUACCUCGCCUUUCACGGACAACAGCCCAUCAAAGUAGUAAUGGAGGCGGUAGAACACGCGCGGUACAUGCACGACAUAGCGCACGUGGUGGUGGACAACGUCCAGUUCAUGUUGGGCAUGGGGGAAGAGCGCGAGGGAGACCGCUACAUGCGCCAAGACGCCGUCAUCGCCGCCUUCCGCACGUUCGCAACAGCCCGGCAUUGCCACGUCACACUGGUCAUGCAUCCGCGAAAGGAACGUGAUACCGAAGACCUCUCGACGAGCUCCAUUUUUGGUAGCGCCAAAGCAUCACAAGAAGCAGAUAACGUACUUAUUAUUCAAGAUAAAAGGUUGACAGCAGUUCGCGGUAAAAAGUAUCUGCAAGUUGCAAAGAAUCGAUACAGCGGUGACCUUGGCAUAGUUCCGCUAGACUUUGACAAAGAUUCUCUAAGUUACCAAUCGAAAAAGAAAACAAAGAUCAAACAAGACGAGCCAGAAAAGCUUUUGGACCAGUGUUUUGAAGAAUAUUCUUUAGAAGAUCAACAUCACAUUGGCACUAAGUCUUCAAAAAGUCAGAGAAACCGAAGCAAGGCUAAUGAAGCAGACACAUUUCUUAGCGAUAUAUUAAAUUUAAAUAGAACCCGAUAAAACAUUUACUGCAAUGUACUUAAUACUUAAUUAUGUAUUUGAACAUAAUUUUUGACACAUUAAGAGGAUAGUUAGUAUUUCGGGAAUAUUAUAUAUAGUUGUAUUUCAUGUACAUAUGUUUUGAUGCAUUUUAAAAAUAUUUUUUGAUUACAAUGUAUGAUAAAAAGAGAUUUUUAAGUUUGACGUGUGCUUUUUCUUAGACCCAGGCGGAUUUGAAACCCAUGUAGCUAGCAUUAGUUUUCAGUAUACCAAUGCAGUUAUCACUAUUAUAACACUGCAAUAGAAUAAUCAGUACGUACGCAUCGGUAAGCCCACAAAAUACAUUUUUUUUU
This is a messenger RNA of Pararge aegeria (speckled wood butterfly), 2309 nucleotides long. It is a transcript of the gene mtDNA-helicase, whose product is annotated as twinkle protein, mitochondrial. Gene Ontology annotation, molecular function: single-stranded DNA binding; 5'-3' DNA helicase activity; ATP hydrolysis activity. The coding region runs from base 1 to 1977 and encodes 658 amino acids. The record is from RefSeq and is a predicted model, not a curated record. Gene Ontology annotation, biological process: mitochondrial DNA replication. Lineage: Eukaryota; Metazoa; Arthropoda; Insecta; Lepidoptera; Nymphalidae. Gene Ontology annotation, cellular component: mitochondrion. The transcript is spliced from 10 exons.